Messenger RNA from Cajanus cajan (pigeon pea), 680 nucleotides. RefSeq names its product small ribosomal subunit protein eS25. NCBI's taxonomy places the organism in Eukaryota, Viridiplantae, Streptophyta, Magnoliopsida, Fabales, Fabaceae. The record is from RefSeq and is a predicted model, not a curated record.
UGUGUCUCUUAUAAAAAACCCUAGGGUUUGCGUACUCAUGUAGUUGCGCCUCUGCUUGUAAGAGUGAAAUCUUGGCUUUUCCUUCUCGCAAGUCACAACAGAAUUCAUCAUGGCACCAAAGAAGGACAAGGCUCCCCCACCUUCCUCCAAGCCUGCCAAAUCUGGCGGUGGCAAGCAGAAGAAGAAGAAGUGGAGCAAGGGAAAGCAAAAGGAGAAGGUGAACAACAUGGUGCUGUUUGAUCAGGGCACAUAUGACAAGCUUCUCUCUGAAGCACCCAAAUACAAGCUCAUCACUCCUUCCAUUCUCUCUGAUCGUUUGAGGAUUAAUGGAUCACUUGCAAGGAAGGCUAUAAGAGAAUUGAUGGCUAGAGGUUCAAUCAGGAUGGUAUCUGCCCAUGCUAGUCAGCAAAUUUACACCAGAGCAACAAACACCUAGAUGUGGCACUGAUCUUAGCUUAUGGAGUAUUGAUAGGAAUAGUGAAGUAUUGUUCUUUUGAAGUUUGAGAUGCAUCUCAUACUAGCUUCUAUCAGUUCAAGAUUGUUGCCGAAUCCAAGGCUGAGAUUGUAUUUUUGGUUUCCUUUCAUGUGUUUUCGACAGUUGUCUUAUUCUUGUUUUGUUUACUUGAAUUGUUAAUGUGGCAGUGUUUAUUUUUGAAAACGAACCAAUUUGAAGACUUUUG